GACCACCCCCGCCGCCGGGAGGGAGCCGCCAGCAGCGCCGCCGCCUCGCCUCGCCUCGCCUGCCCGGAGGAGGAGGAGGCGGCAGCAGGACAGGCGGGCGGGCGAGGGAGGGAGCCGGAGCCCAGCCUCGCAGGAGCCGCCGCCGCGGAGGCAACCAAAGAAGAGGAAGAAAACCUCAAUUUAUCUCCAAGGAUCCGGACUGGGGCACCGCACGGGGACUCUACAAUAUGCUAAGCCACCUCGUGAUCUUCAGCAAGGAAUUCUAGCCCAGCCCGCACCGAGCUUGAGCGAUCCAUAUGUUUGGGAAAAGAUAGUGAUUGCUUUCAGACCGGCCGACCAUGAGUAUGUUGAAACCGAGCGGGCUGAAAGCCCCCAGCAAGAUCAGCAAACCGGGAAGCGUGCUGGCCAAAACAGCCCCACCUGCGGCUGCAGCCUCUCCGGAAAAGACUCCGGCCACGGAGAAGCCUCCCCCCACAGACGGUCCGGAUGAGUUUGUGGACGACUUUCGAAUCGGGGAGCGUAUUUGGGUCAAUGGGAAUAAACCCGGCUUCAUCCAAUUCUUGGGAGAAACCCAGUUUGCUCCCGGUCAGUGGGCAGGGAUCGUGUUGGACGAAGCCAUUGGCAAGAACGAUGGUUCCGUGGCCGGAGUGAGGUAUUUCCAGUGUGAGCCCUUGAGGGGCAUCUUCACCAGACCUUCUAAACUCGCCCGGAAGGCCGUUUCCAAGGAUGAAGCCAAUGGGACCCAGGCGUCUCACGCCUCUCGGGCCUCGUCGCCCACGUCCACCUCAGCGGCCAGCCUCGUGUCUUCUCCUUCAGCAGCAGCCCAUCUGCCGCCCACCGGCAUACCUCAGAAGAUGUCUCCUCUGGCCACCAAGGAAAUGGCCGUUUCUCAUGCGAGCAACCUCUGUAAAACCCCCAGCGAAUCUAUUUCGAACCUUUCGGAAACCGGGUCCUUGAAGAAAGGUGAACGAGAGCUCAAAAUGGGAGACCGAGUGUUGGUUGGGGGAACGAAAGCCGGUGUGGUGCGUUUUUUGGGGGAGACGGAUUUCGCCAAGGGGGAGUGGUGUGGCGUUGAAUUGGAUGAACCUCUGGGCAAAAACGAUGGCGCCGUUGCUGGAACAAGGUACUUCCAAUGCCAAUCCAAAUACGGCCUCUUUGCUCCUGUGCAUAAAGUGACCAAGAUCGGCUUCCCGUCCACCACUCCGGCCAAAGCCAAGCCCGCUGUCCGGAAAGUCCUCCCCACGCCCACCAGUCUGAAACGCAGCCCCAGCGCCUCGUCCCUCAGUUCUCUCAGCUCAGUGGCCUCUUCUGUAAGCAGCAAGCCGAGCCGUGCGGGACUAUUGACAGAGACGUCCUCUCGGUACGCUCGGAAGAUCUCGGGCACCACCGCCCUGCAAGAGGCGCUGAAGGAGAAGCAGCAGCACAUUGAACAGCUCCUGGCCGAGCGGGAUUUGGAGAGGGCGGAAGUGGCCAAGGCCACCAGCCACGUUGGAGAGAUAGAGCAGCAGCUUGCCUUGGCGCGGGAUGGGCACGAUCAGCGAAUACUGGAAAUGGAGGCGAAAAUGGACCAGCUGCGAGCCUUGGUUGAAGCCGCUGAUAGAGAAAAAGUAGAAUUGCUGAACCAGCUGGAGGAGGAGAAAAGGAAGGUUGAGGAUCUCCAGUUCCGGGUCGAAGAAGAAUCUAUCACUAAAGGCGAUUUGGAGGUCGCCACUGUGUCUGAGAAAUCUCGAAUCAUGGAACUGGAACGAGAUCUAGUAUUGCGGGAAAAGGAAGUCGCUGAGCUCCGGUCAAGAUUGGAGUCCAGUAAAGUAACCAGCAACGUAGACACGUCUCUCUCACUGCUGCAGGAAAUCAGCACUCUGCAAGAGCAGAUCGCGUCAGUGAACAAGGAACAUCAGGAGGAGUUGAAGUCCUUGCGGGACAAACUUGGGGUCAGCGAAGAAUCCUUCCAGAAGGAAAUCAAGACCUUGCUGUCCUCCAAUGAAAAGAUGGUGAAAGAGAACAACUCCUUGAAAGCCAAGCUGGACACGGCCCACAAAGAGAAUUUAGAGGCGGUUGAAUUGUGGAAAUCAAAGUUGGAAUCUGCCGUUGCUUCUCAUCGGCAAGUGAUGGAAGAUCUGAAGGCCUCUUUCAGCAAAGGAGCCGGGAUUCAGGCAGCGGAGUUUGCAGAGCUGAAGGUGGAGGUGGAGAAGAUGAGAGAACAUCAUCAGAACGAAGCGUCUAACUUGAAGAUGAAGCAAGAGAGCGAGAGGUUGGGUCUCGUGAAGGAGAUCGAAGCCCUGAAGAGCAAGCUGCUGGAGGUCACCGAGGAGAAGGAGAGAAGUUUGGAAGUGUUGAAGACCCAGCUGGAAAGCGCAGAAGAUCAGCACCUGGUGGAAAUGGAGGACACCCUUAACAAGUUGCACGAAUCCGAAACAAAGGUAAAGGACUUGGAAGGCAUCCAGGAGAAGUGUGUGGAGCAAAGCAAGGCCAUUGAUAGCUUUAAAGCAAAGAUCAAAGCUGCUGAAGCAAAGCUCGUCAACCUGGAGGGCCUUCAGCUGGCCCUUUCUGAAGGUAAACUGGAGUUGGAGAAACUCGGGGAGGAGCACGAAGCCGCCAAAAAAAAAAUACAGAGUUUAGAAAAUGACAGAAAUAAUGAAAGUAGCCAGGCUGCUAGUCUAGUCAAAGAACUGCAAGCGAGGGAGAAAAAGCUGCUUGAUCUUGAGCAUCACUUGGGCACAGUCAACCAACUUAAAGAUUCUUUGGAAAAAGAGCUGGAGGACCUGAAAGAAAAAUUCACUAAGGGUGCUGACGAGGCCAAAAUUGUACAAAAAUCUAUGCAAGAAACUCUUGAAAAACUAAACCAAAAAGAGCUGCAGUUUACACAGCUGUCAGGCGAACUCGAUCAGCUGAGAUCCCAUUUAACAGCCAUGGAGAAAUCGCUGAAAGAACGAGAAAUCCGAGAGCAGCAGCUCGUGGAGGCCAAAGUCAAGCUUGAAAAUGAGGUGGCGGAAAUCAUGAAAUCUUCGGGCGACAGCUCUUCCCAGCUGACCAAAAUGAACGACGCCUUACGACUCAAAGAGAAGCAGGUGGAGGAGCUUCAGGUCCAGCUCUCCAAGGCCAACACAGGAACAGCUCAAUUGCAGGAGACUUUGGAGCAGGCGGCCCGUCAGGCAGAAAAGAAGCAGGAAGAGAUGCUUGCGCGACAUCAGGAGGAACAGCAGAAAAUGAAGAACAAAUUAGGCAGCCUGGAGAAGAAAAUAGCAGCUCUUCAAGAGGAGCAUAAACACCUCCAAGCCGCCAGUGAGAAAGUGCAAUCGGAAAUGGGUGCCCGGCACGAAGAAGCCCUCAAGGAACUCCAGCGGGAGCUUCAGAAGAAGGAUCAGCUGCUCGCAAAGACCCAGAAGGCCCACAGCGAGUUAGAGAAACAGGCCAAGGAAUUGAAGAAGGAAGCCGAACAUGCAAAGUCCUUAACCUCUAUGCUAGCAACAGCCAGAAAAGAGAUUGAAUUUAUGUCAGACGAGAUGAGGGCCUUGAUAGCCGAGAAGGAAGUCUUGGCGCAGGAAGGGAAUGCUUUAAAGUUAGAAAAAGGUUCCUUGUUGUCCAAGUUGGUAGACUUGGAGUCCAAGAUUGGGCUGUUAAAACAAGAUCAGGAGAAACUGUGGACAGUGAACGAGGAGCUUAAUCUGGAGAACAAAAGAACAGUCAAGGAGAAACAAGACGCGGAGAACAAAACCCAGCAAGAGAAGGAGAAGAACGAUGAGUUGAUCUCCGAAAAGGGAAGGUUGCUCCUGGAGAUCGAGACCGCCCAAGAAGACCUUCUCAAGAUCACUAGAGAGAACGACGCUCUACGUACAUCGAAGGCGUCUCUCCUCGGUCAAGUGGAGGAGCUCCAAGGCCGCAGCGAGGCCUUGGCCCAGGAAUGUCGGAAGCACAUCAGCCAACGGGAAGAACUGGAGGAUUGUCAGAGGAAGCUCUCGGAGGAAAACGCCGCCCUUCUCAAAGAUAAGGACGAUGUCAUCCAGAAGCUGAAGAGCUCUUACGAAGACAUGGCCCGGGACCAAAAAGAGCUCCUUCAAGAAGUGACCACCUUGGCUGCUGAGAGGGACUCGCUCUUGAGCAAACAUCUGGAUCUGGAAAACAAGCACGUUGCUUUGAAGAGGGAACGGGAUGUUCUCCUGCAGACCAGCCAGGAUCUGCAGUCUGACAAGGAGACCCUCUUGAAAACUCAGGAGGAACAACGCCAGAGCUUCGAGCAGGCGCUGGUGGAGAAACAGGAGCUUCAGUUGAAAAGUGAUGGCCUUCAGUCCAGAUGGGAACUAUCCGAUAAAGAGCUUAAAAGGGUCACCAAAGACAAGAACCAACUGGAGGCCUCUCACGCUAGUCUUUCAAAACUUCUGGAAGAGAUUAAGGCCAGCAGGGAAUCGACCGACACCGAACUGAUUCAGCUCCUGCAAGAGAAGGAAACCUUGAUUUGCUCCGAGAGAAGACUUGUAGCCGAGCGGGAGGAACUUUGGAACGAAAACAAGAACCUGUCGGAAAAGCUGGCCCAAACCUCUGAAGAAGCCGCCCUCACUGAGAAAACCUUGAAUGAGAAGCUGAGCCAGUUGAGCGCGGAGAAGGAGGUGGCCUCUCAGAAGUCUCUGAAGUUCAAGAAGCAGAACGAGAGCCUGGUCAAGGAGAAGGCCUCCUUGGAAGCCAAAUGCGCCGAGCUCCUGGCGGAGAAGCAGUCUGCCACCAAAGCCGUGUGCGAAUUGAAGAAGAAGCACGAGUUGGACAUUUCUGCCAAAAGGAUGCUGGUCCAAGACAAGGCCAAACUGCAGGGCAGUGCUGAAACCUUGAAGCGAGAGCUUGACCAGAAGAUACAGGAGAACCAGGAUCUCGUCCGAUACAAAGCUGAGCUCUCCAAAAUCUUAAAAGAGACCCAAAGCGCCAAAACCGUAUUGGAGAACGAAUACUCCGCCUUGCUUCACGCCAAGCAGCUCCUGGCGGCUUCCUUUAAAAGCAGUUCGUCGGAGAAAGAGGUACUGAACAAAGAGAAGGUCCAGCUGCAAGAAGAAUGCCAGAAGUUGAGCAAGGAGCUCAAAACCAUCUACAAUAACCUGACGAUAGAGCGGGAAGGCCGCACGUUGGAGAAAGAGUCUUUUGUGGUCGAGAACACCCAACUCCAUAAUGCCAUGAGUCGCUUAGAGGCAGAGAAGGAACAGCUGAGCCUGGAAAAUAAGGAGCUGUUGAUCGAACGGGACCAGCUGAAACAGGAGAAGUUGAAGAGCGCGUCCAGGUUGGAAGAAAUUAUGAAGGAGAAAGAGGUCCUCAGUGCCGAGACGGACCAGCUGGCCUCCAACAUUGAGAAGCUGAAGAAGGAAUUUGCGGCUCUGACCAAGUCAAAAGCAGAGCUGCAGGAACUUCACAGCAGUGUCUCCAAUAUCCUAGAGGACCUCCGUUCCAGCCACCAAACCAGCGAACUGGAGAGGGCCAAGCUGCUUCAAGAGAACGAGAUGUUGCUCCUGGAGCAGAAACAUCUCAUCACCAUCAAGGAAGAGAUCUUGAAGGAGAAGGAGACGUUCUCCAAGGACUACUACAAGCUGCACGACGAGGUCACGCUUCUAGCCCAGGCCAACAGUGAGAUGUCUAGCAACCUUUUGGCGGCUCAGAACAAAACCCAAGCCCUUCAGAAGGAAAGAGACGAACUGGUCGUCAAACUGGAAGACAUUGAAGGUCUGCAGGCUCAGGCGGUAAUGCAAAGAUUUGAGACUGCAAAAACGGCAGAAGAUGCUCUGCAGAUAGUGGAGCAAGUGACCAAAGAGAAAGACGCCCUCCAUAAAGAGAAGACGGAAAUCGUGGCCUCCUUCGAAGAGUCUAAGCAGCUCAAUCAAAAGCUGAAAAAAGAGCUGGACGCACUUAAAGAAAGCCACCGGAAGAACCGAGAGGAGCUCACCAAAUCUCAGGAACGUCUGAACGACGAGAGCCGAAACCUGGAAGAACUUCGAAAAGAAUUGGAAAUGCUCAAAGUGGCCGAAGAGGAGAAAUCCCAACAGCUCGCCGUCUUCCAAGAGGAGAAUCUCAAACUUGCGAAAGAGUUGGGGAAAGAAGAUCUCGCCAGUCACCGGAAGCUGGAAGAAGAGAGAUCAGUGCUCAAUAACCAGCUGUUGGAGAUGAAAAAAAGAGAAGCCAAGUUAAUAAAAGAGAACGAUGAAGAGAGAGCUUCAUUGCAGAAAUCCAUCAGUGUUACUAGUGCCUUGAUUACAGAGCGAGACGAAGAGUUGGAAAAACUCAGAAAUGAGGUCUCGGUGCUCCGUGGAGAGAAUGCCACGGCGAGGAAUUUGCACUCGGUCGUUCAGUCCCUGGAAUCCGAUAAGGUUAAACUUGAGAUCAAAGUAAAGAAUCUGGAGCAGAAGCUCAAAGAGAGCCAAAAAAGCUCUUCAGAUGUUUCAUCUAGUGGCGACCUCCAAAAGGAAGAAGCCCAAGAGAGCCAGAUUGACUUCCUCAAUUCGGUCAUUGUGGAUCUUCAAGAUAAAAACGCCGAACUGAAAUCGAAACUGAACAAGAUGUCCGAGGCGGCUCUCAAUGGAGACGAGGAAGAAGUUAUUAAUUAUGACAGCGAGGAAGACAACCAAGUCAAGAGGAAACCUCGCCUCUUCUGCGACAUUUGCGAUUGUUUCGACCUCCACGACACCGAAGAUUGUCCUACGCAAGCCCAGGCGCCUGAGGAACCUCCCCACUCCACGUACCACGGCAGUCGGAAAGAGGAGCGGCCGUACUGCACCAUUUGUGAGAUGUUUGGCCACUGGACCGCCAACUGCAACGACGAUGAGACCUUCUGACAACAGGACAGGAGCGGAGAAGAUGAACGUUGUUUCGGUUCGCUAGUUGGACCUUGUCCUCCUCCACCACCAAUCUCCAAGGGUGGGGCCAGAAGGAGAGAAGAGAAAGGGGACCGGCACUCUUUCCUCCCAGAAUUCCUUGCAGCAGCCACCCAGAUUUAUAAAAAAAAAAAAAAGACGUUGUGGAUCUGGUCUUCCAUAAGCAAGAUAGUUUAUUCUGCCCUUCUUACGAUGAAAUUAAAAUAAAUAAUUUAACUGGGGCUGCCAAUUUUCAUUUAGAAAUUUCAUUUCCUGGGAUUUUUGCAUCCAGAAACUUCCCUCCGGUCGCGUGGCUUAGUUUGGGGAGAGGGGUGGGAGGGAGGUGGGGGAAGAAAGGAGAGGAGAUGGGGUGCAAACCAAGAAGUAUAGUUCUAUUUUAGCUCACUUAAAGCUCUUUGAAAUUAUGCUGUUAAUUUUCCUAUUUGCACUACUACGCUCCUCCAAGCUGCGGUUGUACGUUGUUGUUGUUUUUUAGCGUUUGUAACGUUCUGACACUGGAAUGGGUUGAAGAGGCGAGUUCUUCUUUUCUUUUCUUUUCUUUUUCCCAACGUUGUUUGUUUUUGUUUUGCUUCGGCUUUGUGACCACUCGAUCAACCGACACGCGUGAGCAAACUUUCGUGCGUGUGCUACUGGUGCAAGACCUAGAAGUAGUGCCUUUCUUGUCCGCGAGAUUUCUUUUAACGGUGUGAGAUUUUGUCGAGGCAAAAAAAAAUAAAAAAUACCACAAAGCAGGUCAGCCACUGUGGGGAAAUAUUUUGCUUUUCCCCCUAACGAAACCUCUCCAGCUCUGCGUUUGGGAAAUGUCUCCCUGUUUUUUCAGCUUCUGUAGAGUUGUACAUAAGUACAUAUAUAAAUAUAUUUAAGAAAAACAAAGAUUUAUAUUUUGGAAAACAAUCUGAUUGUCUUUUAAGUGUUUCUGUUCUUCUGAAAAAGAGGGCUUUUGUGUACCGUAACUUGACUUCAAUGACUUUAAAUCGCCUCAAAAAACUUGGGAGAUUUUUUUUUUUUUCUGACUGGGGUGGGUUGUGGGGCGGGGCAGGUUUGCAUGUACCAAAAAAAGGGACAAAAAAAAAAAACCCUUCCGGCUACAGUUUGUAUCCUGUAACAGAUUUUUUUUUUAAUCAAAAGUCCGUCCUGAAAUCAAGACGGUUUUUUAAAAAACGAAUUUAAGAUGUCAUUUAUUUAUUUUCCCCUGGGUUGGGAUUUUGUCCCAGAUGAAUGUAAAAUAGAAAACUCAAUGUUGAAAUAAGGUGGAGUUUCUAAGAAGCGGAUACCUUACAAGAAUAUUUUAAGAAGUAGAAAAUGGAGCACAUUUCUGAGUGAAACUGUUUUCAUGCUUAAUUUAAUGCCCGGGGCGUUCCUGUGGAGUUAAUUCCAUCGCUCCGAGUAAAUGCUUAGCGUGCGCUAAACAAAGAUGAUGCCAAGCUGGUUUUGCUCUCUUCUUUUGAAUGUCACAAAAAGAAAGGUAAAGAAAACACUAUUAGCCUUCCUUGCAUAAUGGAAGAUUUGAACUCUUCUAUAACUAUGUUUGGGUUUAUCUGUGUUUCUUUUUAAACGCACACACAGACUUCUAGAGAGGCACAUACCUGUGCUAGUUGUUAAUGAUUCCCAGAUUACAAUCAAUAUUUGGCCUAUGAGGUUUUGGGUUUUUUUAAAAAAAAUCAAUGUAACUGUUUGAACUUUGGAGUAAAGAAUGUAUUAUAGGGAUAGUCAUUAAAAAAAGGCAGGGACAUCAGUAUUAAACUAAACCAACUGUACUGUAUCUUUAAUAAAGGGAUUAUUCUCUA
Molecule: messenger RNA, 8629 nt
Organism: Ahaetulla prasina
Lineage: Eukaryota; Metazoa; Chordata; Lepidosauria; Squamata; Colubridae
Gene: CLIP1
Product: CAP-Gly domain containing linker protein 1
Exons: 26
Coding region: 339-6803 (2154 amino acids)
Biological process (GO): positive regulation of microtubule polymerization; cytoplasmic microtubule organization
Cellular component (GO): microtubule plus-end; nucleus; cytoplasm
Molecular function (GO): microtubule plus-end binding
Source: RefSeq, a predicted model, not a curated record